AUGGGCGUCGGAGGCAGCAAUGACACCACGACCGUAUCCGAUUCCACAUCGCUGCCCAAAGAAGGCUUAAUCACACCAGCACCUCCAACAGGGUAUUCUUCGCCAAAUUCCGGGGAAGCUGGCGCCUUGCCCCCCUUACCCAAGGCGGUAGCCACAUCGCAGGAAACGCCCUUCAGAGAAAGUACCAACACCACCACAGCCACCGACAAUACCAACAAAACUUCACAGGAAUCCUCCCUGGCCAACUCAGAGUCAGUGUCAGGGAGCGAAGCUUCAGACGAACGCUGGACGGCCGAAGGUUCCAUUGAUCUUUACUGCAAAAGGACUGGACAAUCUCACGCAGUACUCACCUCAUUUGGCUUCUGGAAUUGUCCAAAAUGUGAUCAAUCAUUGCGUCCACCCCCAUUCAAAAAAGACGACAAAAGCAAUAGCUCUAGUGGCAAGACACAGUCGGCCCAGAGUGAAUCGGACAACUUUUCGUACUACGUUCGAUAUGUGGAUGAAGAGCAUCAGCCGAUUUGUUCUGAACAGUGGCAGGGGCCAUUUGAUCUCAACGAGGCCAGGAAGGGUGUUCUCUCACAAAUCAAGACAAAACCUACUCUCAGGGUCGAGACCGUAUUGGAAACCUCCAUACUUGCCAACAAACAUCGGGACUAUUGGGAGAUUGAGCAAAUCAAGAAAGACGGGAUUCUUGAUAAUCCACUUGUGGAUGUAGCCGUUGGCAGGAUCUUGGUCACGGUUAUCGAUCCGAAAGCUGGUCCCUAUUACCCUUCGCGGGAUCUUCAAGGGAGGACUCUGGAAUUAGGCCGGCAUAACGAUUUGGUGUGGCUUCACUUGGACGGUUUCGAGAGGUAUAUUGAGCAGCCGGAUGAAGAUAACGUCACACGACUUGCAAAACCACAUCUACGACGGCUCUUGGCGCUCGUAGAGAACAUCAAUGGCCAAGGGGUCGCCGAUGAGAAAGCCCGUCAUGCCAGAGGGAUGUGUACCUAUGACAUGGUGUGGCUUCUAUACAAACCGGGAAUUACCGUUUAUCUGGAGUCGCACGGGAGUCUUGCAGCCUUUGUCAUCAUUGAUUGUGAGUAUCAUGACGCCAGGACAGAAAUCCUCGAGGAUAGGAUAGUCACACUCCCGAGAGGAUGGACAGUAGGACUAUGGAACCUGGACUACGACGGGAGCUAUGUCGGAAGGAGAGCUCGAGGUGUGUACUUACCCCCUUUUGAGGGAGAGCGCAGGAUCACCGACCUCAACAUCAUCCCUUCUAAAUACAAGGAUGAGGAAGAUGGGGGAAAGCUCCGGGAAGCACUGAUAAAAGAUGGAAAAAGAUGGUUCGAGCUUCUUCGUGGGAAACAGGUCUCAUAUUCCGGUCGCCUGCUGGACGACAGGAAACGUGAGUUCCAAGGUCGCGUCUACGUUGAUACUGCUUCCUAUUACAACAUUGAAAGCGCAAGCCUUGCCAGUAAUGCCUCUCAAAAUGGAGACGAUACGGCCGAGACGGACAAGGGCAGAAAGAAGAAGGAAAGUUCACGAGAGGCUACCUUCCAUCGUCCCCCCGUUCUUGGAGAUAUCGACGACAUGGGCCGUGGCUUAGCAAAGUGCCCCUGUGAAGAGUGUCACGGAUUCCGACCGCACCCACCUCCGAGAUUCCCUUGGACCGAUUACGACCUUUUGAACCCUCAUAAGUUGGAGGUAUCGGAUCUCAGAUUGCCUAGUCAUGUCCCAGAUCCAGAGCACAGAUAUCUCUUGUGCAAUCGAAGGCUCUUCGGCUUUGACUUGAGAUCUAGAAACUGGCUGAUGGUUGACGCGCGCUUCUGCAAGGACCUCAAGAGGAACACGACGGCAAUCAACACGCUGGUUCUCCAAGAGGAGACGAAGAACAUGAUCAAAGCUCUCAUCCAGAAAUACUCUGGUGAUGCGAAAGGGCCUGGAGCUCCUGCGGCCGCUUGGAGAGCUGACCACAUUGAGAACAAAGGCGAAGGCCAAAUCUUCCUACUUCACGGAAGCCCCGGCGUUGGGAAAACAUUUUACACUGGGAGGCCGCUGCUCUCGCUCACGUGCGCAGACAUCGGAACCGAAGAUGUCAGCAUGGAAAAGAGGCUGCUGAAGUGGUUCCAGCUGGCAGAGAAAUGGGGAGCAGUCAUGCUCAUCGACGAGGCCGACGUGUUUCUAGAGAAGAGAGUAACGGCCGAUCUCAAGCGCAACAGCCUGGUAUCUGUGUUCCUCAGAUGCGUCGAGUACUACCGCGGUGUGCUCUUCCUGACGACCAACCGAGUCGGCCAAUUCGACGAUGCCUUCAUGUCGCGCAUUCACGUGGUAAUCCACUACAAGAGCCUAACACCCCAAGACAGGAAGAAGAUCUGGAGGCAGUUCUUCAAGAAGUUGUCUUCCGAACGUACCGAUUUUCGAAUCACUCGACGCGCACAGGAUUACGUGUUGGAGGAUAGGGAUAUCACGAGCAUGCCGUGGAACGGCCGAGAGAUUCGAAACGAAGACAAGGAUGAGAAUGACGUGCCGACACUCGAUCAGGAAGACUUUGAAGAGGUGUGCAAUAUGAUGAUCAAGUUCAAGGACUAUCUGAAGGAUCUUCACGGAAAGGAUGAGGACGAGCGAGCGCACAAUGAGUUUUCAAGAGGUCCCGCUUUUGGGCUGGAUGACUGA
This is a messenger RNA of Neurospora tetraspora, 2658 nucleotides long. RefSeq names its product P-loop containing nucleoside triphosphate hydrolase protein. The coding region runs from base 1 to 2658 and encodes 885 amino acids. The record is from RefSeq and is a predicted model, not a curated record. Lineage: Eukaryota; Fungi; Ascomycota; Sordariomycetes; Sordariales; Sordariaceae. The transcript has 8 exons. Gene Ontology annotation, molecular function: ATP hydrolysis activity; ATP binding.